AUGAACCAGAUGCCCCGAGACUUCUUCAAUCAGAGGCCCUUUGGUCUUGUAGCUGGAGAAAAGAAAGUCGUGAUCUUCAAAAUCAUCAUUUCCAGUGCCAUGGACAAAAACAAUUCUCCAAAGAGCUGCAGAGAAAAUCUUAAACCAGAGAAGAUAUCCAAGUCCUUCCAAGAUAUUUCCAAGUACUUCUCCAAGGAAGAGUGGCUGAAAUUAACAAAAUGGCAGAAAAGUGCCUACGUGUAUAUGAAAAGAAACUACAUUAGAAUGUCCAGCCUAGGAGUCACUGUCAACCUCCCAGUUUUCAUGCGUGGCAAGGAACAGGCUGGGGAAUCCCUGCUCAGUGACUCUAAAGAAGGUCAUGGCCAUGAGAGUGAAGGCCAGAGUAGGAGCCAGGUGAAUCCACAGCGCCACCGACUGUGUGAAGGAAAGAAGACAGUGAUCUAUGAAGAGCUCAGUGAUUCUGAAGAAGAUUGA
Molecule: messenger RNA, 474 nt
Organism: Nannospalax galili (Upper Galilee mountains blind mole rat)
Lineage: Eukaryota; Metazoa; Chordata; Mammalia; Rodentia; Spalacidae
Product: protein SSXA1-like
Exons: 5
Coding region: 1-474 (157 amino acids)
Biological process (GO): regulation of DNA-templated transcription
Cellular component (GO): nucleus
Source: RefSeq, a predicted model, not a curated record